AUGUGCGGUAAAGCUGGCUGCUGCUGUGUUUUGCUAAAGCUGUCAUGUGUCGUUGAACGGCCGAAGUUUCGGGUUCCAAUGCGCGGCUAUGAACGGGUCGGCAGAAGGUUUCGGCCUGGGCUCGGUGUUGUCCCGACCACUUUCGGCCCCUGGCUGGAUUUGGAAGAAAAGCCAAAGAAGUUUGUUCUCCACUUCGUCAACGCUGUGACUGGGACGACAUGGAGGAUCUGUCACACGCGUGGGAGAAGUACAUGGACUGCAGGCUACAGGGAGCUGACCUGCAGCCUCCUGGUAUGUGCAGUGACCACCCUAUUUACCCUACCCACCCAUCAUCCCCAUACUGCUGGGGUCAGCCUCCAGAGUCUUGAGGAUUUCCUCUGUCUCUUUCACUACCUGCAGCAUCACUCCAGUUGUAACACCAAAGAUGCACUGAAGUUCUGGCAUAAUCGUGCAUCUUUACAAUUUCACCAAUACAACUACAUGCAGCACUUUGUGGACGCAACCAUAUGUGCUUUCAUUGAAUUUUGCUCUGCUAUGCAUAAUUUCUUAUCUUGCAGGAUGAUUAGAGACCUUUUUGUUAGCUGCAAUGGGCUGAACCAGGUGACGGAGCUGGUGUACCUUGACCAGACACGUUCUCUGGCUUUAAAGGUGUUUGAGACCCUAAUAAUAGGCAUUGAACCCCAGCAACUAGAUGGGGUGCUUCAGGAGCUGGAGGAUCCUAAUGCUGAAGAAAGUGAGUCUGUCUUGGGCCUGACUGAAGAACUGGGGUCUCGAGGGUCUGGAGAGGGCCCACAGAGCCUCAGCAAGUUCUAUGAAGGAUUAAAGGAAGCAUAUCCCCGUCAUAAGUGCAGGACUGGGCAGGGUCGAGCACUAGGUCAUAGCCGAGCAGACACCCACCUCCAUGUCAUCAACUUGUUCUUGUGUGUGGCCUUUUUAUGUGUCAGCAAAGAAGGUGAUUCUGACCGUGAUUCGGCAAACGACUCUGAGGACACAUCUGGUUAUGACAGUACAGCUAGUGAACCUCUAGGAGGGCGACUACCCUACCUGUCCCCAGAUAGUGUGGCUUUGCCUUCCAAAGAUCAGGUUCACCGGGCUGCAGACAUUUGGUCAGUGUGUCGUUGGAUCUACUUGACCAGUGCUUUAUUCCAGAGGCAGUUCUACAGACUUGGAGGCCUAGAUGUCUGCUUGCGCCUUAUGGUCAUGGUUAUUCAAAAGCUUUCCUGCAAGACCAAAGAUGGGAAAUCUAAAAAAAAGAGGGAGGGCAAGAGCAAAGGCACCCCUGAAUCUGCUGCUCCAGCCUCCUCACAAGGCCUGGAUGAGAUGACUCGUGACUUUUCCGACAUUCUCAGCACAGGUCCAGCUGAAGGAAAGACCAAAGAUUCAACGAAGAAGAUGGAAGAAGAGUGGCUGCUACAAAGUAUUCGUCUUCUUGAGGCUCUGUUGGCUAUUUGUCUACACAGUGCUAACUCAACCCUACAAAAAGUAGAGCCUGAACUUUCUUUUCAGCUCCAGUCAGUGGAAGAGACCCUGUCUGAAGUAAGAGAUCAGCUCUCUCGCUCUGGUUUGGUGAACUCUGACCUUGCUGUACCCCUCUUCGACUCUCUGCUGAGAGUGGCUUUGGCUGAGGUGUCAAUUUGCCCUGAUCCACCAGAUGAGAAGCCAGACAGGGACAGGAAGCUCCAGUCAUUGGUGGAAGGAGUGGCUCCAGCAGGUGAUCUAUCUGAAGAAGUAGACGAGGUGCAGAGCUGUGGUGUCAAGCCCUCAGAGGAGGAGGAGGGAUACGACGCAGACAGUGAAAGUAACCCUGAUGACAUGGCCAAGCAGGAAGAGGGUGUAAAGGUGAAGUCUUCUGCGCUGCAUGAAUUUGCACCGGUGGCAGAGGGACCUGGGCGUGGUGUGUUGUUCUUUCCAGAGAUCUGCAUAAUGGAGUUGCAGCUUCUAGCCAUUGGCUCCCCGGAUAUGGAGGUUCUGAGUCAUGUGCUCCACAGUCUGCUUGGGGUCAUCCAUGCCAACCGCCGCAAUGCUGCCUUGCUCUAUGACCAGGGAGGAGUCAGAACCAUCCUUUCUGGUUUUAACAACAUUCUGAGCCAAUUGGAUCCUUCCUAUGAAGAUUGUCAGUGUGCGCUGGUGGAGCUGCUGGUUGCCAUGGUUAUCCAACAAAUUACAGCGGAGGAACUGGCCCUCUUGAUUCGGCUCUUCCUGGAGAAGACCCCUCCUACAGAGAUUUUGUUGAGAGGCAUCCUGCAAAUUGUUGAAGCCAACAUGUAUGUUGAGCCCCUUCACUUCAUCACCUUUCCAGUAUUUCUUGGAGCCUCAACACCAGGAGGGGUUUCUCCUGCCUCCAGACAGAAUGGUGCUGCUGGGGGGAAAAGCGUUGGGUUGCUCUGGAAGGGCAAAUUGUCUCCUGGACGCAGAGAGGGCGAGGGAGGUUCCCGACCAAACCACCUGCGCUCCUCUCCCUGGCACGUCGCUCCUCUCCACUUACCACUGGUAGGACAGAACUGCUGGCCCCACAUGGCCAGUGGCUUUAGCUCCUCAAUGUGGCUGUGGGUAGCAGAGCAGGAAGAGAAGGACUUGGAUAAAGGCAAUGAAGAAAAGAGUUCUCCUGCUGUUGACUCCCACCAUGGCAGCUCUCGGGCUGGUAUGAGAUCAGUUGAGGAAGGACUUGUUCAUAUUCUGUCCAUGGGCUCAAAGGCGUUGAUGCUGCAGGUGUGGGCAGACUUCUCCUUAGGGUCUCUCACGUUCAGGAUUUGUAUAGAUCCAAACGAUGAAAUUAAAGCAGGCCUGUUGGCUCAGGCAGACUCUGGUGAUGGUCUUCUGAGGCCGGGUCAGUGGCAGCACAUUGGUCUAACGUACACACAGCAGCCUGAGGGCAAGAAGAACAUUCAUGGCCAUGUGGCUGUCUGGGUGUGUGGCAUCAGGAAAUGUGAAGUUUCUCUGGAUUAUACGUUGCCUAGAAAGUCUAGUUUAUCUUCUGACAGCAACAAGACCUUCUGCAUGUUGGGCCACUGUGUGCCAUUUUCUGAGGAGCUGGCGAAGCAGGAUGGAAGGUGGAGCAUGGGCACUGUGCUUCUCUUCAAUGGUUCUAGAAUAGGAUCUGAGGAAGCCUUUUACUUGUACACUAGUGGGCCUGACCUUGCCUCCAUCAUGCCCUGCAAGUAUGGAAAGCCCAGUGAGACGCCAUCCAAAUUUGUCACUCAGGAGGGUUUGAAGUGUGAGCAUAUACAAGAACUACUAAUGAAGAACAAGGAUGUUGACACAACAGGUUUAGUUGAAAGCUUGGCAGUGGUGUAUGCCCCGAGCAGCCCCAAAGUCUACACCAUCUAUGAGCCUGUAAUCAGACAAGGUCAGGCCAAGACUGUUGUUACCCAGCGACCUUUCAGCUCCAAGGAGGUGCAGAGUGUUGCUCUCGACCCAAGGUGUCUCGAUGCUCUGCUACCUACUGAAACCUCCAGCUUACAGAGUGUCCUUCACAAAAGUGGAGGAACAGGGACAUUUGUCUUCCUCUUUGCACAGACCGUGGAGCUGACUGACUGUGAGAAGACCCAGGCUCUGGCCUUGCAGGUGUUGCUGUCUCUGUCCAAAUUCAACCAGCACCGGAUCCACGAGAUUGACUGUUACCAUGGAUACUCUAUGAUCCACCAGGUUCUCAUCAAAUCCAAAUGCAUUGUGGGAUUUCAUAUGCUUAAAACUCUGCUGGACGGGUGUUGUAGUGGACCCAUCCUUACUCUGGGUGAGGAUGGCCAGUUGCGUUUGGACACAGACACAGUUGCUGUGGUGCAGGACAUUAGGCUUCUCUCUGACUCUUAUUGGACUGGAAGAUCUGGGCCCAAGGCUGAGUGUGGAGUUUGGGAGACACUGCUUACUGCUUUAGAGAUUCUCAUCAGGGUUCACCAUCCCCAUCAGUCUUUACAUACGUCAGUUUCUCAAGGCCCAAAUGUGCAUCGGUUCCUGUUGACCUGCCAGGUCUUACAGGAACAUCGGGAGGAGCAUCUCACUGCCAUCCCACAGGAAGUCUGUUUGUCAUUCAUCAAAAUCAUUCAGGAGGUGCUAGGGUCUCCUCCAGACCUAGACCUGCUCAGGCUGAUCUACAACUUUCUGCUGGCUGUUCACCCUCCAACUAACACCUAUGUCUGCCAUACUCCAUCCAGCUUCUACUUCUCACUACACAUAGAUGGCAAGCUGUACCAGGAAAAACUGCAGUCUAUUAUGUACCUGCGACACUCUAACAGUGGAAAGUCCACCAGCAGCUCUGUGAUGUCGCUGUCUCCUACCAUCUUCACUGAUGCUCUCUCUGAAGGACAUCUGCAUGUGCCUUCCCCUGGACAUGUAGGUGAUGACCGGUCGUUCCGUUCCUCUAGUCUGGCUCCAUCUCCAUAUUCUUCCCCGUUGCUGACACCUCGAGUCGGACAUGGUAGCUUAAAUGAGGCAAGUGAAGGUGACGGGCUCUCACUCUCCACGCAGGAGGCUCUAAGCAGCACAGAGACACUCAAGAAGGGUGGGGGUGAGGAGCAGCUCCUUAGCAGCUGUGAAUCAGCCAAGACAAUCUGUGACUCUCAGGAGGUGGAUGGUGGAGCCCUAAGCACCCCGUCUAUCAGUGUAGAGGAGGAUCGGGACGAUACAGCAGAGGUGGACAGCCUGGCAGAGGGCAGUGUGGGGAUUGCAGAGUCUGAGGACAUUGAUUCAGCCAGCGAAGAGGCACUGCGGCGCCCCGACAGUCUGAAAGGCAUCCAGUCUUUCCAGAGCCACAGCAAUCUGACUAGUCUCGGUUUGGCCUUUCCAGCCCCAAGAUCCUUGACCAUUAGCCGAUGGCAAGUGCAGCUGACCGAGGCUCUGUACCUGAAGACUUGGGAGAGCUACACAUAUUCCCCUGGAUAUGAGAGGUCCCACAGCAAAACUGACUCACAUGACAGGGCCAGAACAGAGGACUGCCUGGUGCUGAUCUGCUGUGGCCUCUAUGAUCUUCUGAGGGGGUUACUGUUGUUGCCUGACCUUAUGCUGGAGGAGAUAAUGGACAAGCUCAUCCAGCCAGAAGCCCUCAUUGUUCUGGUCAACCAUUCCUCACCCCUCAUCCAGCAAGGCGUCAUGAAGCUGCUGGAUGCUUAUUUCAGCCGAGCCCUCAAGGAUCAGAAGGAGAAGUUCCUGAAGAACCACGGUUUCUCCCUCCUGGCAAACCAGCUGUACAUCCAUCAGGGCAGCCAGGGGUUAAUGGAAUGCUUUCUUGAGAUGCUGUUUGGACGGCCGGUGGGCCUCGAGGAAGAUCUUGAGCUGGAAGAAAUGGAAAACAUCUCGCCCUUCAGAAAGCGUUGUAUCAUCCCAGUCUUGGGUCUUAUUGAGAUCUCACUGUACGAGAACUCCUUGGUGCACAACAGCCUGUGUAUGUUGCUGCAACUGCUCAAUGCCUGCCCCAAGCUGGCAGACAUCCUGCUAGACCACGGACUCAUCUACGUGCUCUUUAACACGCUCUGCACCCUCAACGGCAUGGAGAAUGGCAUUCCCUUAAAUGACUAUAAACUGUUGGUGUGUGACAUCCAGCAGCUGUUGGUAGCUGUGACUAUCCACUCGUGCAGCUCUUCAGGGUCCCAGUACUUCCGCAUUAUCGAAGACCUCAUUACAUUACUGGGUUUCAUGCAGACCAGCAAAAUGUGCCGCACACAGGAGAUGGCAGUGGCUUUGCAGUUCCGUGUCCUUCAGUCAGCAGUUGAGUUUAUAAAGACUACAGCCAAUCAGGAACCCCAGAAGCUGAGCAGCUCCGUUACUGCACCAACCUCUCCACAUCAUGCAAUCUAUCAGAAGCGCAAAAGCAUUCCUGGUUCCAUACCUAUGAAAGACUCCAUUAUUCCUCGUAUCCCCAGACAGCACUUCUGCUCCUUUGGCCAGAUUCCCCUCUCCCCUCCUUUCAGCUUCCUGGGCCAGGAUUCCCGCUCCUGCUCCCCAGUUGGAGCACCAUCCUACAUAUUCCACUCUGAUGCAGGGCGACGCCGGUUCUCUCUUGCACAGACUGACUCCCUCCUGAUGAGAAUGCGCUCCGUAGCCAGCGAUGAACUCCACCAGAUGAUUCAAAAGAGGAUGAGUCAUGAAAACCCUAUUCGCCCCAGUGAGGCAGAGUUUGUCCAACGUUUACAGAAGCUUGUGGUCCUUGCUGUCAACAGACUCAUAUACAAUGAUGUGAGUCAAGACCUUUUUGAUUUGCUCAAUAUUCCUGACUCCCCUGAACAGCAGCUUUCCACACCAGAUCCAUGUGGGCAACCACAGGAUGAGAGCACCUCUGUCUCACACUCUCCUACUCACAUUUAUCCUGCCACCAGCUAGCAAAAGAGCUUUCAGAAAGACAUCCUCAAACUUAUGAUGGAUGGGAUCAAAAUCAGCCUGGGCAGUGCGGGCCGCGGUGGAGCUCCCAGUCAGCAGUGGCGAAAAAUUUUAUGGUCAUGUCGGGAUACUUUUAAGACUCAAAUAGGUCGCCUGCUGGUGCACACACUCAGCCCUGCACUUCCGUUGUCUGACCGGAAGGAGGCAUUGGAGUUUGUGUUUGAUUCUCGACAUCUGGAUAUCCUUAGAGAAAGCCUCAGUCCAGGUCUGGAGCACGGACCAAAGUUGUCUCUGUAUCUCUACGAGAUGUUGCAUGACCACAAGGACAAUCUCACCAAGGAGGAGCAGACUGCCGUGGGUGUAUUCAUGACCUCGCUCAAGCUUUGUGGUCAUCGCUGUAUCCUACCGAAUUCACCACAUAAACUAGACUUGCUCAAGGCCAUCAUAGAGGAAAAAAUCAAGUAUGAAGCUGAAGAGAAAACAAGUAAAGUGGCAUGGGAAAAGAAAAUGGGAAAUGCUCAGAGAAAUCUUAUUCAGAGACUGGAUGGAAAAUCGAAAGAUAUUUCCAAGAUUGCAGCAGACAUCACUCAGAAUGUGUCUCUACGGCAAGGCAUGGAGAGAAAAAAAGUCAUGGCACACAUCAAGGGUCUUUAUAAGACGGACCUCAGUGCCAGCCGCCAUUGGCAGGAGCUGGUUCAGCAACUCACACAUGACCGUGCUGUCUGGUAUGAUCACACAUCCUAUCCAACUUCCUGGCAGCUAGAACCCACCGAAGGACCCAACCGAGAACGGCGACGGCUGCAGAGAUGCUACCUCACCAUUCCCAACAAAUACCUACUCAAAGAUCGACGCAAAACUGAAGACACAAUGAAGCCGCCGCUGUCCUUCUUGUUUGAGGAUAAGACUCAUUCAUCAUUCUCUUCCACUGUAAAAACAAGGCCACUAGCGAGUCUAUCAGGUUUCACCAGACGGUGUGUGAGUGUUGCCCCUGCCAGAGAGACAGCAGGGGGAGCUCCUUCUGGGAAAGUCUGGAUGUACUUUGUAGAAGACAAUGCCGCUGAUGCUCAUGAUAACCAGAGCCUUCAUGGGGAGACAGAGGCACCUUCCUUUUUGACAUACGAGGAGAUCAAGGAGGUGCACAAGCGCUGGUGGCAGCUCAGAGACAACGCUGUGGAGAUAUUCCUCACCAAUGGACGGACACUACUAUUAGCUUUUGACAACACAAAGUUCCGUGAUGACGUCUUCCACAACAUCCUAACCUCUGAUCUACCCAACCUGCUGGAGCACGGAAACAUCACCGCACUCACACAGUUGUGGGGCUCAGGACAGAUCUCCAACUUCGAGUACCUCACACAUCUCAAUAAGCAUGCCGGGCGCUCUUUCAAUGACCUCAUGCAGUACCCAGUCCCCUUCAUUUUGCGAGACUACACCAGCGAGACCUUGGACCUGCAGGACCCAAACAUCUAUAGAAACUUGAGCAAACCCAUCGCUGUGCAGUCAAAAGAAAAAGAGGAUCGAUAUGUGCAUAAUUACAAGUACCUGGAAGAGGAGUAUAAGAAGGGCAUUCGUGAAGACGACCCUAUGCCCCCUGUCCAGCCAUACCACUAUGGCUCCCACUACUCGAACAGUGGUACUGUACUGCACUUCCUGGUUCGCAUGCCCCCGUUCACAAAGAUGUUCCUUGCCUACCAAGACCAAAGCUUUGAUAUCCCGGACCGGACGUUUCACUCCAUGAACACGACGUGGCGCCUCUCCUCCUACGAGUCUAUGACUGAUGUCAAAGAGCUCAUUCCGGAGUUUUUCUACCUCCCAGAAUUUCUGGUCAACAGAGAGGGUUUUGAUUUUGGUGUUCGUCAGAAUGGCGAGAGGGUAAAUCACGUGAAUUUACCCCCCUGGGCUCGCAACGACCCACGUCUGUUCAUCCUAAUCCAUCGUCAGGCGCUGGAAUCUGACCAGGUCUCACAGACUUUGUGCCAGUGGAUCGACCUGGUGUUUGGUCUUAAACAGAAAGGCAAAGCUGCAGUCCACGCUAUCAAUGUCUUCCACCCAGCUACCUAUUUUGGCAUGGAUGUGUCGGCUGUAGAAGACCCAGUCCAACGCCGGGCCCUGGAGACGAUGAUCAAGACAUAUGGACAGACACCCAGACAACUGUUCAGUGCCUCGCAUAUCAGCAGGGCAGGUUCCAGACUCAUGAUGGAGGGGGAACUGCCGGCCGCCAUGGGUCUGCUGGUUCACCUAGCCUUCAGAGAAAGCAGAGAACAGGCCAAGGAAGUAGUCUGCCCGAGCCCUUUACCAUGGAUCAAAGGUUUAAAGUGGGGUGAAUAUGUAGGGUCACCUAGUGCACCAGAUCCAGUGGUGUGCUUCAGCCAGCCUCACGGGGAGAGGUUUGGAUCACUGCUGGCUCUGCCCACACGAGCCAUCUGUGGCCUAUCACGGAAGUUCUGCCUCAUGAUGAUUUACAGCAAAGAGCAGGGUGUGCGGAGCAUGCACAGCACUGACAUCCAAUGGUCAGCCAUCUUGAGCUGGGGCUAUGCAGACAACAUACUGCGGCUGAAGAGCAAGCAGAGCGAGCCACCUAUCAACUUCAUCCAGUGUUCACAUCUGCACCAAGUGACCAGCUGCGCCUGGGUGCCCGAUGGCUGCCAGCUAUUUACAGGCAGCAAGUGUGGAGUCAUCACUGCCUACAGCAACCGUUUCACCAGCACCACGUCAUCAGAGAUGGAAGUGGAAUCUCAAGUGCACCUGUAUGGGCACACGGGGGAAGUCACCAGCCUGUUCGUCUGCAAACCUUACAGUGUCCUCAUCAGUGUCAGCAAAGACGGCACCUGCAUCCUCUGGGACCUCAACAGGCUGUGUUAUGUACAAAGCCUCACGGGUCACAAAAGCCCGGUGACGGCAGUUUCUGCCAGUGAGACCACAGGUGACAUAGCAACAGUUUGUGACUCAGUGGGAGGAGGCAGUGACCUGCGCCUGUGGACAGUCAACGGUGACCUGAUUGGUCAUGUGCACUGCAGAGAGAUCAUCUGCUCUGUGGCCUUCUCCAACCAGACAGAGGGCGUAUCUGUCAACGUCAUUGCUGGGGGACUCGAGAAUGGUGUCGUCAGGCUGUGGAGCACCUGGGAUUUGAAACCAGUACGAGAGAUCACCUUCCCCAAAUCAAGCAAACCAAUCAUCAGCUUGACAUACUCGUGUGAUGGCCACCACCUCUACACAGCAAACAGCGAAGGCACAGUGAUGGCGUGGUGCCGGCGGGACCAGCAGCGCAUGAAGCUACCGAUGUUCUAUUCUUUCCUAAGCAGCUAUGCUGCAGGAUGACUGUGUACGUUUACGACUCAGCUUUCUCCUCACUCCAGCCUCAGCGAGCGGAACCCCCCCUCCUCCUUCCAAGGAAAUGGAAAAAGACACGUCAGCACGGUCCGACUCUUCAGCUCCCCCUGGGCCCUCCCUGACUUUUAACUAAAGCCAACCACAGCGCUCCCAGCAUUAAGAAAUUAUAGUGAAAAUAACAUUACGUGUGUACAUAUAUUUAUAUUUAUAGACAUACUGAAGAGGAAUGAAAGAUGAUUGACUGAGGCUGCAGCAGACACUUUAUACACGAUGCGUAAUUUGUUUUUGUGCUAUGAUCUUUGCUUGAUGUCAUUUCUGGUGUUGAUUUUCAUUGUACCUGGUAGGCUGCUAUAUUCUGGCCAUGCCAGACCUAAAGUGUGACUCUCGCUCUCACCUCUGCAGUACGUCACCCACAGUGUUGCUGUCUGACAGAUCACUGCCCAUAUAUCACGCUGACGCUACAGUAGCCAUGAGGGAGCUCGUCUUCGUUGCCUGCAUCUUCUGUGGGAGUAAGAUGGCGAUGUGCUGUGGUACCAUGGUCCUGUAUCACUCUUGGAGUGAUGGGUUCAGUGUUAUUUUGGAGGGGGUGACUUUUUGCCUGUUCUAUUUUUGCAUGCUAGCACGAUGCUAACCUUGUUCAUGUAUCUGGAUAGGCCUGUCGUGAUACUCCUUUACGAUGGCUGUUUAACUUGAGCCAUUCCUUGGAUUAUUUCAUUCCAGAAUGAAAGCUUUUCCGGAGUUACCGGAUUUCUGAAUAUGGGGUGUGCUGCUAUGUAUACCUAACAUUGUUGCAUUGGCAUGACAACAUUGAAUCAUAUUAAAGAAAAUGCCAACCGUGGUUGAUGUGACAUCAUAUGCUGUAAUUAGCAUGGUCUUGGAAGGUCCCAUAAACAAUUUAGUGCCACCAGAUGUCACUAAAGCACCAGCAUCUCAGACCAAAACAUGGGCUUCCCUUCCUCCACUACUCCAUCCCUCCUCCACUGCUCAUCGAGGAGAAGAAACACCAGUUGAGUGAACGUGGAGCCAUUUACGAGCUCAGAGUUCUCCACAUUGGAAAAGCCAGAGUUACGUUUAUUCUAGUCCAACCAUGCUCUUGGUCAAAGGCCUUACUACCUUAUUCUAGAAAGAGGCUACUCUG
Molecule: messenger RNA, 10774 nt
Organism: Thalassophryne amazonica
Lineage: Eukaryota; Metazoa; Chordata; Actinopteri; Batrachoidiformes; Batrachoididae
Gene: lyst
Product: lysosomal trafficking regulator
Biological process (GO): intracellular protein localization
Cellular component (GO): membrane; cytosol
Molecular function (GO): protein kinase binding
Source: RefSeq, a predicted model, not a curated record